Molecule: messenger RNA, 1455 nt
Organism: Trichoderma atroviride IMI 206040
Lineage: Eukaryota; Fungi; Ascomycota; Sordariomycetes; Hypocreales; Hypocreaceae
Source: RefSeq, a predicted model, not a curated record
AUGAUUUGGUCUCAGUUCCCUCCCGAAAUCAAGUGCUUGAUUCUCGAGGCCCUGACAGAUGACAAGAACUGCAGAUUAUCCAAUGCUGUUGUCGUGUCACGGGAGUGGCAGGCUGCUAUCGAGCCACACAUCUUUGCAUAUAUACGAGUCACGCCCCAACGCAUCGCUCAACUCAACGCCAUGACGCAACGCAACCGGCAUCAUGUGCGUUAUAUAUGGUUUUGUAUAGAGCUUGAGCUAUACAAUUGCCGCGAGUGCGAUUCUUUUGAAUCUAAAGCAUCGCGGACAAGCAACAGCGAGAACAAGCUCAUCUUGAAAUCGUUCCAGUCGCUAUUCACAGCUUUGAACACGUGGGAGCCAAAUGGGAGCCUGACGCUCGACAUUAGCCUGUACUCGAAGAGCGAUAAUGAGCACGCAUUCAAGUACCUAACCUUUAUGCCCGACGCUACGGGAUACCAGGUCGAGCCCAUGUCCAUCGCCGGAAGCGAGGAGCCCGACAAGCACCGAUGGGAAACGACUGCAUCGGGGUCUAUCCCACCACGAAGAAGUCUUGAGCGUCUCUUUGGAUAUGUCUGGCUCCCCGUCAAGAAUGAACGAGAGUGUUGGGCGCGGACACCAAAGGUGCCGGCCGUGACACGCCUUGAAAUGAGGCUGCAGACUCAUCGCCGAUGGGAGGCGUUUACAGUCUCCCAGAUUCUUUCCCACCUUCCUGGCUUACGUGAGUUCCACUAUGAGAUAUGGGUGCAGUGGUUUACUGAGAUGCACGGGAGUUGGUAUGAUUCGUUUCUUGAACUUCUUUCAGCUACCGAAGGGCUGGGCAAGUUGACAAUCUUUGAAAACUCCAACCAACAAUACCCGCUCUAUAAUCUAGAAGAAACCAUGCCGGCCCAUGCUCCCACUAUUCGUCUCAGUCAGAAGCUUGCCCGAGUAAAUCUCGGCGUAGAAGCCCUCUCAGUGUCAUUCAUGGUAGAUGCUGCAGAGUUUUUUUCUGAAUCUUCAACAUGGCCAAACCUAACCCAUCUUACCCUUACUGCACAGCUUCUAGCACCCACAACAUUUUCUACAAAAAUUAUGGAUCUCCUUCAAGCAGCAGCAUCUGCAGCUUCUUACAUGCCCAAACUCGAGAUGAUGGAGAUAUGGUAUGGACAAGAGGGGCUGGCAGCUUUGUUCAAGUAUGAGUUUAUCCCUGGCCAUUUGCGGCAAUCUGUUGUUACUUGGCGAGCAACAUGGUGUAUGAGUAUACAGCCUCGAGUGAUUGAGGCGUGGGAGGGGGUUGUACGCAGCCGUGGUGGACAUCCUGGUGGCAUUGAUGUGGUAUAUGAGGCGGUUAACGAGCACAUCACGUCACUUGUUGAUGCGAUUGUCAGCCUGAAUCUAUCAGAGACAGUGCUCCGGCCCAUCUCUUUGCAGCAGAUUAAGAGAGAGCAGAGCUUUGUUGCUUCCUUGAUAGUUUAG